AUGGCAGUAGAUACUAGCUACCUGACCACUCAGGUCAACAACAUCGUUGAGCAGCUUCAUGGCAUCUACGACGAGAUUGGAGUCCCUGCGCGUGAGCGCGACUCGCGCGAAGCAGAGCUCUUUAGCGCCCUAUCAGAGACCUUGAAUAACCAUCUCAAAGUUGUUGAUCAGGAGAGAGAAGAUAUGACACAGGAAGCACAGCGCCUCAUCACCGAAAUUCAACAAAUGGAGUCGUCUCUGAGCGAUGAGAGGGCGAAUGGUCAAUACGAGCUCAACCGUGACGACCUCCGCAUCACUUUCCCGCUUAACAGGUGUAUUGCAUUUCUGCGCGAGAAGAACGAAGCCAUGAGCAAGUUGCACCGCGAACGCUUUGAGCAAGUUAGAAAACUUGUUGAUGCACUUGAGUCUUAUUCAUCACAUCUCGAGCCUUCCUUUGUUAAGCUCGAGCUCCCUCCCACCGAACCAGGCUCCUCGAUUCCACCAAGCUUUGACCUCUCUCCAAUGUAUGUCACAGCAUUAGAUGCCGAAUUCACCCACGUCUACGAAGAAUACCACCGCCGCAUUGCUCAGGUCCAGUCCGCAUGUGAAGAAAUGAUCAAGCUCUGGGCUGAGCUCGGAACGCCCCAGGCGCAAACAGAUUCAACUAUCGUCAAGUGCUAUCGCGAAUCACCUGAACAACUUGGGCUGCACGAGUCAGACGUUGCCAACCUCAUGGCCAAGCGCAACAAAUUGGUGGAAGAAAAGAAGGCACGUGAACGCAAGAUCACCGAUCUACGGACGACUGUCGUUUCUCUUUGGGAUCGAUUUGGUGUUGAGGAAGCUGAUCGCAAGGCAUUUCUGGCUGCGAAUCGUGGCUGCGGUUUGCGCAUUAUUAACGACCUCGAGGAAGAAUUGACUCGUCUCAAUGAACUCAAGCGACAGAAUCUUCACUUGUUUGUUGAAGAUGCUCGCUGCCGACUGCAAGAGCUAUGGGACAGCCUCUUUUUCUCCGAAGAGGAAAUGCUCGACUUCACCCCUGCAUUCUCGGACGUGUGCAGCGAUGCUUUACUUGAAGCCCAUGAGGCGGAAAUCAUACGAUUGGAAACACUCAAGGAGCAGCGCGCUCCUACGUUGGAGAUGAUCGACCGACACCGCACUCUUCUGACGGACCGCGAGGCGCUUGCAACUUCAAGCCAGGACGCUUCUCGCUUGAUGGGUCGUGGAAACAAGGGAGAGAAGCGAGAUCCCGGGAAACUAUUGAGAGAGGAGAAGCUUCGGAAGAGAAUCGCAAAGGAAUUGCCUAAACUCGAAGCCGAUCUGCGCAAAGAGCUGGAACACUGGGAGGACGAAUUUGGUCGGCCCUUCCUCGUACACGGAGAACGAUACCUUGAUGCUCUGACUCCAGUCAGGUCAAUGCCUCCGCCACGCUCAAAGACCCCAUCUGUCCCGCCUUCCACCACCAAGUCUGGCACCCUCCGACAACAGCCUCCCUCUAGACCCGGCAGCUCAAUGAGAGGACCCCCUCCUCCUCGUUCAGCUACCAAAACACCCACUAGCAGCGGCCCUGUCAAGCACAACACCAUUGGAUAUGGAGCCUCCCGAGCUGGAGCCACGUCACGAGCUGGAGCAACAUCUCCUUCAAAGCUCCCGGCGCGUGUUCCGUUGGGAAAUAUGCCACAAGGAAACAACUCGCCUGAGCGCCGUGCUGUACCUGGGAGCUAUUCAUCGAGCACGCUCAAUGGGAAGAUGCCGCCCCCUCGAGGCCCUCCCCCACGGAUGCGUGCGUUGACUGUGGAAUCAAGAGAGGAUCGCUUCAGCCACCUCAUGGAGCCCCCUCGAUGCAACAGUGCCAUGUCCAGCGCCUAUGUACGGCCUGUUAGCCCGGAAGAUGUUUAUGAUGAUCGCCAACGAUCCUUCAUGAGCACAUCAGGCUUCUCCAAUUCCCAAAGAUCUACCGGAUUCUCCCAUUCAUCCCACUCAUCCCACUCAUCCUUGUCCUUGAACAAUCCUGCUCAGAACUUCCCCCGACCCAACCCAUAUCUGCAGCACGCAGCUCCACCUCCCGCUGCCAGACAAGUCUCCAAUUCAUCUACAGUCAACACUGCCACUUCCGGCUCUGAAAAUUGGGAGACUUUCGAGGAUGGAUCGGAGUCUGAAGUUGACCCUAGUGAUAUUUACUUCUCCAAGCUUCGUGCUGCACAAGGGGGCAAGCGAUUUGCGCCAGAGGACAGCUCAGAUCUCAUCGGAAAGAAGGCCAAGGGUAUCCGAAGUGUCAGUCCGGAUGGUCCGCAUCCCGGGCAGGUCCUGCGCGUUGCUGGCAGCGACACCGAAUGGACUGACGACUACGAAACUUAUUAA
Molecule: messenger RNA, 2337 nt
Organism: Penicillium soppii
Lineage: Eukaryota; Fungi; Ascomycota; Eurotiomycetes; Eurotiales; Aspergillaceae
Product: putative microtubule associated protein (Ase1)
Exons: 4
Coding region: 1-2337 (778 amino acids)
Biological process (GO): mitotic spindle midzone assembly; microtubule cytoskeleton organization
Cellular component (GO): spindle; cytoplasm; mitotic spindle midzone
Molecular function (GO): microtubule binding
Source: RefSeq, a predicted model, not a curated record